AUGCACGACGAAGGCGGAGAAGCGGGCGGUUCUUGCGGUCACUCAGCCGCACAACACGACGAUCCAUCCGGAGCCACCGCGCAACAAAUGUUGAACGAUUCAAUCUCGGAAGGGAUCUCAAGUCCGCAUGAAUGCGGUGGCUCGACUACGCGAAAGGAGAGCUCGCCAUUCGCGCGUUUUCCUCGCUAUAGCCACGAUUUGCGUCACCAUCCGCCAUGUGGACAUAAUUUACGGAGUAAACGUUUGAACGGGAUCUCGGUGGCGUGUCAAACCGAUUCAACUGACGAGUUUCCGAGAGAACAGAAUUUGUUGGCGGUGCGAGCCGCUCAAACGGAAGCCUCAUCCUCGUCAUCGGAAGGAAUCAACGGGGUGCAAUGGAAGAUCAUGGUGAUGCCGAGACAACACGUCGUGCAGAAGAAAGGCACACAGAAAUGUCUCGGUUUCUUUCUGCAAUGUUGCCCUGAUGCGUACUCGGAUGCUUGGCAAUGUCAAGCGUCGGCGGAGUUGCGUUUGAUCUCGCAGAAGCCGGGCGUCAACCAUUUCACCCGGAAAACGAAUCACAUCUACACGGCUAAGGAGAACGAUUGGGGAUACUCGUGCUUCAUGACGUGGGCGGACAUUUUGGAGGAAGACCAAGGCUAUAUCAAAGACGGUCGAGUCGUUUUAGAGGUGUCUGUUAAAGCGGACACGCCAAAAAACAUCUUGACCUAUGAGGACUUUCAAAAGCAAAUUCAAAGCUGGUACGACCUGGCGGAACUACAGCAACAGCGAGGAUUCAUCGAUUUGGCAUUGGAGGCGAACGCGCAAGCGUUGAAAUUCUGCAAAGACCGUGAUGCAGCGAUCAAAGAACGUUUGGAAGAGCAGAAGAAAUUUUUCGUCGAGCGAAAACUUGUCGAGAGUAUUCAGAGGAUCGAGCAGAAAGGUACAUUGACAAGCGUGCCGGAUGAUGAGAACGCCUCGCAAAAUGCUGUUCGAUUGGCGCUCACUCAGAACACUGCUCAGAAAAUACCAGCUGUAAAAGGAGGAAAAAAUGGGAAGAAAAAUCCGACCAAUAAAAAGAAAAAUCGUGCCUCAACUCCACCGGGCAAUCCACCAACGGAAAACAAAGAUGACAGCAAAGAUGGAGAUGAGAAAGUGGACGUGAAAAGUGGACGAUUCUCGAAGAAUGUUCUCCUUCGUGGACAUCGAGAGGAUAGUUAUGCAAAUUUGGCAAAACAAUUCUACGAGAUGCCACCAGAAGCGAUCCAGCUGGAUGAACAGGACACUAGGGACGGUUUAAGCUACAUGUUUGAUCAACUCUUUCAUGUCGCUCGUUUGGACUAUCCAAACAAAUUCAAUUCAACCCCUUUGGACAUGGAGUUACAAAGACAAUUGAUCAUCAAGAAAGCGACGAUGGAAAGCACAGAGGAUCGAGCGUUUAUCAUCGAGAAGAAUAUGGGAUGGUUGGACGCAAAAGUGAGACUGUUUUGGUUGGAGGACGAUUGCUCAUUCUCUGACGGUGCUUCAUGCUCAUCGGAAAGCGAUUCGGGCAGUGGUGACGGGCCACAAUUGAAGAGGAGUCGCUGUGAUGUGGACGAGCGCUGUGAUCAUUGCAUUCUCGCCGAGAAACUCGAGCAACUCUAUUUUGUUGGACCGAAAAAUCGGACAGCGAAUGUCAGACGGAGCCCUUCUGUGAGACGGUGGUGUUGGCACAAAAUGAGGCCGCGAAAAAGAAUCCAGCCGUUGGCGAAACAGUGCCCGUUCCAACCCGGAAAAGCUGCGGCAAAUGCUCAAGUGAUCAGUCAACAGUUGGCAGCAAUGCAACAAGCACAGCUAACACAGCCACCAAUCCCACCACCAACCUCAAUGAUGCCACCACCACACGAAAUGCUCGACGCCUCUCAAUUCGUCCAAGGAUUGGCGGCUGCCCAUUUGGCCUCAAUGCCUCCACCACCCGGGCUGAGCACUGAAGAUCUAGAGAAACAGUUCCGCGAGUGCACAAACGAGAUGCAAGUGGACGAGUCGACAAACGAGUUCUUGAAGCACACUUUCGCGAGAGUUUGGACGAUGAUGAGAGGAUUCGAUGAUCAAACGGUAAAUUCGCAACUCAACCCCGAGGUGCCGAAUGUUUACGAGGGAAAUCUCUACAAUCCGUAUCCAGGACAAGUGCUACCGAAUCAACAAGUGAACAUCGCGUUGUCGGUGAUCGCCGUAAUCAGAAAUCCUGAUGUGCAAACAGCGUUGCGAUCCCUUUGCAAACUCGGCGACAUGGUGGUUGUCGAGGAUGAUGAGGACUCGGGAAGUCCACUUCACAAUGAAGACAAACACGGUGGAGAGGAUUAUUUGUUGUCGCGUCACUUGGCUCGUUUGGACAAUCUGCAACAGAAAGCCGAAAAAUACGCUUACUAUAUUCACAACAAAGAUGGAGAAAGAUUGAUGCAAGCAGUUGCGGCAGUCGAGCAAAAGUUCUUGACACUCGAAAAGGAGAAGGUGAAAAUGCAGAAACAAGUCGAAGAGCACAAGAAAGAGGUCGAGAAAGCGGAAAAGACUCUCACGAAACACCUCAGCGAACUCCGACAAGAAAAAGACAUCAAAGACAAGCUAAAUAAUCAGCUAAAAGAGAAAAACAAAGAGAUCAAGAAAUUCGAGAAACGAAUCAAAGAGUUGACUGUGAUGGCUGAAGAAAAGGAUGAAGCUGGCUCCACCGCACAACAACAAACCUUCUUGGCGUCGCGGGACGAAUGGAAAGGAGUACUCGAAGAGAUUCAACGGAUGGUUGAAAAGCCACCACCCGCUCCAAAGAUCAUCACCAUUCCGUCAGCCACCCCAGCCGCCAUUCCAACACAACAACAAGUUGUGCUGCCACCUGAACCACCAAAGGCCUCACCUGGAGUGAUCGCUCCCGGAUCGCCGAUUCAGAAACCGGUGGCCACCGUCGCUUCACAGCCACAAACCGCCAGUCCAUGCAGACAUCCAGGAGCUAUUGGCUCUCGUGCUAACGGCAACGAAGCAACUCCGAGCACCGCUGCCGCACCGGGAACUGCAUCAAAUCUGAACAUGGGUGGAUCGUGGCACUGGAAUGAUUUCAGUUUAUCCGACAAUUUGCUUGGAAAUCGUGGUUUUGGGCCGCUCACAGACAAUUUUUCGGCAUCAGCGUCCACCAGCACCAACCCUGCUCCCACCACCACAACGCAUGCAACGACAACGAAUGGAUGGUCGGGUGAUGGAUGGAAUCAGAAAACUCCAACCGCCCCACCGCCACACACUGCCGCUCCCGGAGCCCCGAUUCAGCAGAACCAGAGAAUCACACAGAAAUACGGUGGCGAAGAAGCGUUUAAACAUCAAACGAUCCUCGAGCAAGUCAGCGAGAUCUUUCGCCACGUCGAAAAGAAGAAAUUGGUGAACUUGUCGAACGAGUACUGCUAUCAGAACCAAACGAACUUCCAACACGAACCAAUUCCGAUUGCUGUGAAGAUCCUGGAGAAGUACAUCACACAAAAGCUGAACAACGAGACGAACGAUGCGUCGAAUCGUCGUGUGAUGGGCACUCCGAUUCAACCGCCACCCGGUGUCACCCCGAGCUACAUGAACAUGGGUCCAUUAUCCGGUUUAGACAUGCCCAUCAGACAAACACCUAAUCAAAUGAUGGGCACGUACAACACGAUGAUGGACAACUCGCUUCUCAACGGCGAUGCCACUCGCUCGGUGAUCGGCGCCGACAAGUGGAGUCUUCAAAAUCUC
Molecule: messenger RNA, 3720 nt
Organism: Mesorhabditis belari
Lineage: Eukaryota; Metazoa; Nematoda; Chromadorea; Rhabditida; Rhabditidae
Source: the annotation of a GenBank genome assembly